This is a messenger RNA of Naegleria lovaniensis, 906 nucleotides long. RefSeq lists its product as uncharacterized. The transcript is spliced from 5 exons. Gene Ontology annotation, molecular function: 2-oxoglutarate-dependent dioxygenase activity. The record is from RefSeq and is a predicted model, not a curated record. The coding region runs from base 1 to 906 and encodes 301 amino acids. NCBI's taxonomy places the organism in Eukaryota, Heterolobosea, Eutetramitea, Acrasida, Naegleriidae.
AUGGUUAAAAUAUUGAAAGGAAAUGUUGCAAUUAUUGAUCUCGGAUCAAUAACCAAAUUAUCAUCCUCUUCCGAUUCGUGUAUAUCCUCUUCUUCCAUGCCAUCUCCUCAACAAUUUCAUGAUCAAUAUAUUAAAUAUAGAAAACCAGUGAUAUUUAAAAAUUAUUUAAAAUAUGCCACCAAUGAUGAUUGGAAAAAAGUAAAAGAAGAAUGGCAAUUAGGAAUUUGUGAACAAUUAAAUGACCAAGAUGAAAUAUGUUUAGAAAUGAAAAAGAGAGAAUUUGAAAUGACCGAGUAUUGGAAACAAAGAUUUGGACAUUUAGAUGUUUUUAUUAGUGAAUUGAGAGAAAAUGGAUUAUCACAUCCACCAAAUUAUGAAAAAAAAAUGAAUUUUGCAAAUGCUAUUGAUCAUUUACGAAUUCAAGAGCAAACAAAACAAGCAGUGGAUUCCAAGUGGUUAUACGUUCAACAAGUUCCAACAAGUGAUUUAAUUGGAAUUACUAAGGAUUUUUCAAUACCAAAUCUUUUUGAGGCAUCACCUUAUUCUAUUUUAGGAGCAAAUACAUUCUUUCUAGGAACAACGAAUACAAGAACAACUCUUCAUUAUGAUAGACCUCUUGUUGAUAACUUGUUUUUACAAAUAUAUGGAGAGAAAAUAUGGAAACUCUAUGAACCACAACAAGGUGUGAAUUUUUAUCCCUUUGGCUUUGAUACCAAGUAUUCACAUGUUUCACAAAUUCCAGAGAUUGACAAGGUCGAUACUGAAAAGUUUCCUCUUUUCGAAAAAGCUCAGUUGUUAUGUGAAUUCAUACUUCAACCUGGAGAUCUAGUUUAUUUACCAAAAGGACAUUGGCACCAUGUACAACAUGCAUCCAUGAGCGUUUCAUUGAAUUUUUGGUAUUAUUAA